Messenger RNA from Aspergillus puulaauensis, 522 nucleotides. RefSeq names its product ankyrin repeat domain-containing protein. NCBI's taxonomy places the organism in Eukaryota, Fungi, Ascomycota, Eurotiomycetes, Eurotiales, Aspergillaceae. The record is from RefSeq and is a predicted model, not a curated record. The transcript has a single exon. Gene Ontology annotation, cellular component: cytoplasm; nucleus. Gene Ontology annotation, molecular function: protein binding. Bases 1 to 522 code for a protein of 173 amino acids.
AUGGCCGUUGACGAGUUGGUAAGUGCCUGUCAAGAAGGCAAAACCCUACACGUCAAGACCCUAUUAGAUGAAGGAUUAAGCCCUCGUCUCGGUCUACGAAAGGCUCUCGAGGAAGCCAUUUUGCAUAAUCACGCCGACAUUGUGAAACUGCUACUCAAGAGAGGCGUAUUAGAUCAGUGCAUGGUGGAAUCAUCAGAAGAUGAAUGCCCUUGGCCACUGGAACCCGCAGAUACUACUGGAAGCUUACAGUUCGCCGCAAUUAACGGAAAGAUAGACGUCGUUAGAGCGUUGUUGGAAUGGGACAUUCGGCUCGUGGACUGUGUGGAUAGCCUUAAACGCACGGCUCUUUCUUUCGCAGCCCGGGCGGGUCAUAUUGAGACGGUACAUGUCCUGCUUGUUGCUACUGCAGAUAUAAAUGCUGUGGAUGUUGAUGGCUUGACAGCACUGGACCAUGCUCAAGCAGCCGGUAAUAGAGACGUUGUUGAGCUGCUAGAGGCGAAGCUUACAAGGGUUGAAGCGUGA